This is a messenger RNA of Bactrocera dorsalis (oriental fruit fly), 2409 nucleotides long. Its product is annotated as mitochondrial sodium/calcium exchanger protein. Gene Ontology annotation, cellular component: membrane. The record is from RefSeq and is a predicted model, not a curated record. NCBI's taxonomy places the organism in Eukaryota, Metazoa, Arthropoda, Insecta, Diptera, Tephritidae. Gene Ontology annotation, molecular function: calcium:sodium antiporter activity. Gene Ontology annotation, biological process: monoatomic cation transport; transmembrane transport; intracellular calcium ion homeostasis. The coding region runs from base 558 to 2318 and encodes 586 amino acids. The transcript has 10 exons.
AAAGCAGGCUCCCCCGAUAAACGUGUUUUCCUCGAAACUGUGUUUUUGAAGUCGCAUGGCAAGAUUUCUCGAGAAUUACUCAACCGAUCUUAAUGAAAUUGGAAGAAGGAUUUUUUUUUCGAUUACAACUAUUUGAAAAAAAAUGUCCCAAAAUUUUCAUCUUUUUGUAAAAAUGUUUGUCAAAAAUUCAACUUUCAGUAUUUUUUUCCUUCGUCCAAGUUCUAAGUUAGGGUUUUAGCUAAAACACCUAUACUUUAGAUGGUCCUGUAAGGAGUUAUCCUGCAAACCUUAGUAGCGUUACUUUGUAACAAUAAAAUAUUCUAAUAAAAUAUUUAAUUUUUUACAUGAAAAAAAAAUUGAAAAAAGACUGUUUUUUACCCGAGGAAAACCUUAAAUAAAACGAAAAAAACUACAUUUGAAUAGUAAGCAUCACUGAGCAUUUUCAUUCAUUUAUCAUUUUUUCAUUUGUCAUUUUCCGAAAUGUUCAUAAACUAAUACAUAAAAAAGUAAAUAAAACUAGAAACAAAACAUUUCACGCUUGUCAUUACAACUGCAGCAUGAUUUUAUAUGAGGACUUCGACACCAUCAAUCAAACUUCGCCGCAUUUUGAGCGACACGAGCACUUCGCGAUGGAGACCCCUAAUCAAAGUUGCAGCGCACUGCUUACAUUGCCGGUGGAGGAGCGAUGUGCCUACAUUGACAUUUCCACUGCCUGCAACACGAAUGUCUACUUGAUCAACUACAUACACAUCAUCUUUUGUAAAUUGCAAAUAUCCACCACUUUGGGCGCUGCAGUUACAUCGUUUAUACUACUCAUAAUUAUCUGCCUUUAUUUCAUCAUUUUCGGUGUUGCUGCAGAUGUUUUCUUUUGUCCUGCUUUAGCUGUCCUCGCGCGCAUGUUGAGGAUGAGUGAGAAUGUCGCUGGCGUUACAUUGGUCGCUUUUGGUAAUGGCGCACCCGAUAUAUUCAGCAGCCUAGCUUAUCUCGAAAGCAACACCCAUCGAUUGUACGCGGAUAUUUUCGCCUCCGCACUCUUUGUGGUCCUCAUUGUGGCUGGCGUUAUCUUUUAUAGUUUUCCAUUUGUGGCACAACCCUAUUUACUGUUACGCGAUGUGCUCUUCCUUCUACUCGAUAUUUGUGUUAUCGAUUUUAUAAUUAAGAAAGAUAAUGCUCUAUCCUUGCUUGAUAGUGUGAUCACGCUUUGCAUUUACUUUUGCUACUUAUUUGUGGUCAUAUUUGAUCAGUAUCUAGUGCGACGCGCCACAAAGAUAUUGCAGUACAGAAGGAACACCUUGAAGAGACUCUCCAAUAUGGAACUUAUUCGUCUCAAUGACCUGCGUACACAGGGUGUGAUUCGGCAGCAAAAGCGGUUGUCUUUUUUGGAUCGUCGUGAACCAAGUGUCAUAUAUACAGAUUCAAUGCGUUCGACCUUACCAAACCUUUGGCAACAAUUCUAUUUAAGCCUCAAGCCAUAUGAUGAAAGCGAAUGGGAAGGAGCCAAAAUGCCGACGAAAGGCUUCAUUAUAUUGCGUUUGCCGAUAUUGGCUAUACUCAAGAUAUUCAUACCAAUCACCGAUCAAGGCGAAGAAGGACACGGCUGGUCGCGGCUCUUGAAUUCCGCACAAAUAGUCUUAUUGCCAUCGUUUAUUUGCUAUGCUAUCCUGAGCAAGUAUUCUCUAUUUGAUUUACCCAUUUUCGUAUGGUCCAUGUUGAUAUCAUUUCCAAUAGCAUGUAUAGUGUUUGUUAAAACGACUACGAAUCGUACGCCACUUUAUCAUCAGUAUUUCUCUAUUCUCAGUGUGGCCGGUUCGUUAUUCGUUGUGCGCAUUUGCUGUGCAGAGAUCGUCAAUGUGCUCGCAGUUCUCAGCAUCUUUACUGGUUUAAGUAGUUCGUUUUUUGGUGUCACUCUCCUAUCUUGGGCAAAUAGCAUUGGUGACUUGAUUGCUAAUCAAUAUUUGGCUCGACAAGGCUAUCAAAAUAUGGCACUCGCCGCUUGCUUCGGUGGACCUCUAUUCAAUUCCUUACUGGCGGUUGGUUCAACUUUGCUAUAUAAAACUCUAACAUAUGAGGACUUUAUGAUUAAGGAAUUUGGUGAAGGUGUAAUGGGCGAGAAUUGUACUAUAUUCCUUAUAAUAGGCUUGUUUGCCAUUUUACUGGGUGCUCUCACCACAGACUUCUAUUUUCGCCCCAGUUUCGGUGUUUAUGUUAUUAUUAUGUAUUGUUGUUUUUCCUUAUAUAAUAUUCUUGGUGAAUUUGAAGUGAUACAUCCAUAUGGCACCGAUCACAGAAUGGAUCAGGCCAUCGAACCGGAACUUUAAUUAGUAGAGAAUGCGAUAUAAGCCAUACUUACUAUUAUUUAUAAUAAAAAUACACAACAUUAAAUUAAAAUUCACACUAAAAUCAAUACGU